Thermothelomyces thermophilus ATCC 42464 is the source of this 2184-nucleotide messenger RNA. RefSeq lists its product as uncharacterized. The record is from RefSeq and is a predicted model, not a curated record. Gene Ontology annotation, cellular component: cell junction; cell projection; actin filament bundle. Gene Ontology annotation, biological process: actin filament bundle assembly; actin cytoskeleton organization. Gene Ontology annotation, molecular function: actin lateral binding; calcium ion binding. The coding region runs from base 152 to 2101 and encodes 649 amino acids. NCBI's taxonomy places the organism in Eukaryota, Fungi, Ascomycota, Sordariomycetes, Sordariales, Chaetomiaceae. The transcript has 3 exons.
AGACAGAGAGGUUACCGAAAGGAACACACCAACUUACCGCACUCCGAGCCCGUGCAAAAGCAGAUGGCGGCAGCAGCUCUGUCAACCUGCGUCCGGAGAUAAAGUCCAAAUUUGGAUAGAAAUUCCUGCCCUGUCGUCGCUCGCCAACACGAUGGCCUACUUCGAGCAGCAGCGCUGGGUUACGGUCCAGGAAAAGACAUUCACAAAAUGGCUGAACACCAAGCUGGUGGUCCGCAACCUCGAGGUCAAGGACCUGGUGCGCGAUUUGUCCGAUGGUGUGUUGCUCAUCCACUUGCUCGAAUGCCUCUCGAACGAGUCUCUCGGGCGGUAUGCCGCCAAGCCUAAGCUUCGAGUCCAGCGAUUCGAGAACGCGAACAAGGCCCUCGACUUCAUCAAGUCCCGCGGGAUCCAGAUGACGAACAUUGGUGCCGAGGACGUGGUAGACGGGAACCGCAAGAUCAUACUCGGCCUGAUAUGGACCCUCAUUCUACGCUUCACCAUCAACGACAUCAACGAGGAGGGCAUGACGGCCAAGGAGGGGUUGCUCUUAUGGUGUCAGCGCAAGACGGCGUGCUAUGACGAGGUGGACGUGCGCGACUUCAGCGCGAGUUGGAACGACGGCCUUGCAUUCUGCGCCUUGCUCGAUAUCCACCGGCCGGACCUGAUCGACUACGACAAGCUCGACAAGUCAGACCACAGGGGCAACAUGCAGAUGGCGUUCGACAUCGCUCACAAGGAGAUUGGCAUUCCCAAGCUGCUCGACGUAGAGGACGUGUGCGACGUGGCCAAGCCCGACGAGCGCAGUCUGAUGACCUACAUCGCAUACUGGUUCCACGCUUUCUCCCAGAUGGAAAAGGUGGAGAACGCGGGACGCCGAGUCGAGAAGUUCGUGAACAAUAUGCGGGGUGCCUGGGAUAUGCAGAGCGCCUACGAGCGAAGGAUGGCGGCGUUGCUCAAGGCGAUCCGUGAACAGAUGCUGAGCUGGCAGCAGGCCAAGUUUGAGGGGACCUACGCCGAUGCCAAAGCGCAGGCUGCCGACUUCGCGGCGUACAAGAAGGGGCGGAAGCGAGAGUGGGUAGCAGAGAAGAGCGAGCUAGCAACAUUGUUGGGUAACAUCAAGACCAAGCUGGGCACGUACCGUUUGCGGCCGUAUGAACCACCGGCAGAGCUGAGGUUAGAGGUCCUGGACCAGGAAUGGGCGAACCUGACAAAGGCAGAGAUGGCUCGGGGCCAGUUGAUCAACGAGACCAUCAGGGACAUCAAGAACGCUCUCCGCAAGUCGUUUGCCGACAAGGCCAACGACUUCGCGCUGGCCCUCAACACCAUCCAGCUCGCCAUAUCCGGCCUAGAGGGCGACGUCGAAGACCAACUCCACCACGUACGGAAGCUCGCGGACAACCUCCCGCCACUAGACGCCUUCCUCAAGACCAUCGCGGCGGUCGACGCCAAGUGCCAGGAAGCCAACAUCGAAGAGAACGACUUCACCACCUACACCUACGACGAGCUCUGCUACGAGCUCUCGCUCGUCCAGUCCUCCGUCUCCAAGAAGCUCUCCUUCCUCGAGAACCAGAUGGUCGCCCGCAACAUGACCAACCUGACGCCGAUCCAGCUGGAGGAGUUCGAGUCCGUGUUCCGGCACUUCGACCGCGACGACACAAACACGCUGUCGGAGCUCGAGUUCAGCGCGGCGCUCGCCUCGCUGGGGCUCAUCUUCUCCGAGGACGAGAUGCACGACUACUUCGUCGAGACCUCGGGCGGGCGCGACCGCGUCACGUUCGAGCAGUUCAUCCGCUUCAUGGUCGACGUGACCGAGGACCAGAACACGGCCGAGCAGGUCUUCCAGAGCUUCCGCGAGGUCGCCGACGGGAAGCCCUACGUCACCGAGAUGGACCUGCGCCACUCGCUCGUCCCGGACGACGUGAUCGAGAAGCUGGUCGAGAUCAUGCCCGUCCACAACGGGCCCGAUAUGCAGGCGGACCGCGGCCAGCCCCAGUACGAUUAUAUCGCCUUCAUGGACAGGAUGAUCGGGGACCCCGAGGUAACCGGGUCCGGGACCGGGAGGGCGAGUCCAUCCAAAGGGUUCGUAAACGGGGCGCAUUAAGAGAGAGGCGUGGCGAGUGGGGCGGUGGUUUGGCAAACGUUGGUCGCUCUGCGAGCGGACGCGGACGCGUGUGUUCGCUUCAG